AUGCUUUGGAACAACAGCUCUUUCCGGGAGGUGGUCAAUCACUUUAAAAAAGCAAAUGCAUUCACUGUGACAAGCGGUGAAGCCCAUGAGGCUAAAGCUGGUGAAGUGGCUUGUGAUGUCUGCUCAGAGGACAUCACCAUCGACCCUGACACUGCAGGACUCUGGCUCAUCAUCAAGAAGUCUCCAAAGAAACAGAAAGUUCCAGGCAGCCCAGCAAGAUUCACAAAAAACCCUUUUGAUCUUGCGAUGAAGGGUCAAUCCACAGUGCAGAUCCAGGUUCAAGACCUGGCUGGAACACAGAGGUCUGGAGAUAGGGACAUGCAUCCCUCAUUCACCUUUUUGCUUAGGGAAGAGGGGUGCACUGGUCAAGCCUGUCAUCCAGGGGAGCAGGGUUUGAAUUCCAGUGCUGGCAUCCCAGGUCUUCCACACACAGAGGAGCAGCCAACACGGUCACCCACCCACUACGUGCCUCCCAACAAAAUAAAAUCUAAAAACCAGGCAGGCGUAAGCUCUCCAGGCCUUUCCGGCCGUGUCCUCUCCGAGGAUCAGUUCAGCUGCUCCAUCUGCCUGGAGGUGUUCGUCGAGCCCGUCUCCACCCCUUGUGGCCACAGCUUCUGCAAGGCCUGCCUGCAGGGCUACUGGAACCACAGCAAGAAGUUCACCUGCCCCAUGUGCAAGAAAAGCUACUCCAGAAAACCAGAGAUGAGCGUCAACAGGGUCCUGGCUGAAAUCUCCUCCCAGUUCCAGGGGCUGAUGGUAGCUGGGGGAGCUGGAGGGGUCGGGGGAGCCGGGACAGCCUCGCGAGGAUCCACGCUGAAUCUGAACUCAGAUACAGGUCAUGGAGGCUCUCCAGGGCUUGACACUGGGGAGUUUGCUCAGGCUGGGGAGGUUCCCUGUGAUGCCUGUAUUGGGAGGAAGUUAAAGGCACACAAGUCUUGUGUAAACUGCCCCGGAUCAUUCUGUGAGACCCACCUCAGACAUCAUAAAAAGGUAAAGUCUCUGACAUCUCAUCGUCUGAUCGAACCUACCUUCCACCUGGAGGAAAAGAUCUGUAAGAAACAUGAACGUCUCCUGGAGGUCUACUGCCGCACCGACCAUACCUGCAUCUGCACGGCCUGCGCUGAAACUGCACACAAAUCCCACGAGAUCGUCACUGCUGACCAUGAGUGGAAGAAGAAGAUGAGUAAUCUGGGAAAGAAGAGAUCAGAGCUGAAACAUUUGAUCAAAGAGAGAGCCAAGAAACUGGAGGAAAUCAAACAAUCCAUCAAGGUUAUCAAGGCCAGUGCUCAGAAGGAGUUGGAGGAGAGUUGGCAGGUGUACGCCGAGCUGCAGCGCCUGGUGGAGCAUAGUCAGGCGGAGCUGGUGGAGCUGAUCGCCACACGGCAACGUGAGGCCGAGCGUCACGCUCAGGAGCUGGCUCGAGGUUUGGAGAAUGAACUGAGCCAGCUGAGGAGGAGGAGCAACGAGCUGGAGGCCUUUGCACAGACCCAGGACAAAGUGAUCUUCCUCCAGAACCUGAACACGCUGCAGCCCCCUCCCGAGGCCUCUGAUUGGUCAGCGGUCAGCAUCAACACUGACCUCUAUCUGGGAACCAUCAGCUCCUCCGUCAGCAGCCUCAUCGACAAGUUCCAGGAGGAGCUUAAAAGACUGUAUGGGAAAGAGCUGCGGAAGGUGCAGAACUACUCAAGUGAGGUGAUUUUAGACCCCGCCACUGCUCAAAAAAACCUGGUCGUAUCUGAUGACGGUCGCCAGGUGAGGUAUGAAGAGCGUAAAUCCUCUCACACUGAAGGCCCGAGACGCUUCAGCCCAGCCCUCUUCGUCCUGAGCAGAGAGGGUCUCAACUCCGGACGCCACUACUGGGAGAUGGACGUGGCACGCAAGACAGCCUGGACCCUCGGUGUGACCAGUGCAUCAGCCCGUCGCAAGGGUGAGAUUAAACUGAGUCCAGAUGGUGGAUACUGGUGUCUGUGGCUGAAGAACGGCGAGGUGAAGGCUCUGGCAUCGUCCCGUCUGCUUCUACUGCUGCCUUCUCCACCCAGUAAAGUGGGAAUCUACCUGGAUUAUGAAGGAGGCCAGAUCUCUUUCUAUGAUGUGAAGGCACGCCUGCAUCUCUACACCUUCAUGGACACCUUUAACGAGAGUCUGUACCCUAUCUUCAGCCCCUGCCUCAACCAGGAGGGGAAGAACUCCUCUCCUCUCGUUAUAACCCCUGUUAAACACACCUGA
This is a messenger RNA of Scomber scombrus (Atlantic mackerel), 2226 nucleotides long. Its product is annotated as nuclear factor 7, brain-like. NCBI's taxonomy places the organism in Eukaryota, Metazoa, Chordata, Actinopteri, Scombriformes, Scombridae. Gene Ontology annotation, molecular function: protein binding; zinc ion binding. Bases 1 to 2226 code for a protein of 741 amino acids. The record is from RefSeq and is a predicted model, not a curated record. The transcript has 11 exons.